Molecule: messenger RNA, 1003 nt
Organism: Naegleria gruberi
Lineage: Eukaryota; Heterolobosea; Eutetramitea; Acrasida; Naegleriidae
Exons: 2
Coding region: 1-981 (326 amino acids)
Source: RefSeq, a predicted model, not a curated record
AUGGAACAACAAUCAACCUCUGCUACACCUGGCAAACGUCAAGAUUAUGUACAAUAUACUCCUCAAAUUGUAACUAAUUAUAAUCAACAAUAUGGCCAACAGCAAGAACAAGGUUUGGCAUCACCAUCACAAGAACACUAUGAAGACUCGAUGCUUGAAUUGAAAGAUGUCGAUACACUUCCAUCAAAUUAUGCCUUUGUCUCUCAUCAAAUUCCUCCUAAUACUAUGUACAACAAUCAACAACCACCACAGCAAGUACCACAACAAGUCAUCUAUUUGCCUGCUGAAACUCAACAACGAGUCUAUGAAACACCUUCUAACAAUAAUUAUAUUCACUCUGGAAUGAUUAUGAAUCCUAACGUUGUUCCUAACCAUCAUUUAUCUCCAUCAUCAUCAGCAGAACCUUCUUCCUUUAUUAUCAGCAAGUAUACAUCUUGGACAAGAGUUGUUAUGGUAUUUGCUAUCCUCUUGGGUAUCUAUGGGUGUUUUGGUUUGGUAUCACAGUUGAUAUUGGUUUUCUCUUAUUCAACCUUCUCUAGUGUUGAAGGUAUUUCUGUGAACACAUCUGUUAUAUCAAUUAUUGCUUCCUGUGUUAAUUCAUUGAUUGAAAUUGGUGCUGGAUCUGUUGGUGUUUGGUCAACUAUUACAAAGAAUCCAAAGCAUAGAAAGAAUACCACUAUUGCUCAUUUGGUUCUUCUUUCAAUCGUUGUUCUUUACAAUAUCAUCUAUGGUAUUAUUGGUACUCUUGAAAUGUUUUUCGGUGAGCAAACACAGGAAAUUGCCAGUGCUGGACUUAACCCACAAAAUUUAAUAAUUUUCUUAGUUUUUUCACUUUUAUUAUUUGUUUUAAUGAUUUUUGCUUGUUGUGGAAGUUGUAUUGGAUGUCAAGCUUAUCGUUUCAGAAUUAUGUCAAAAUUACAAGAUGCUCAACCAGAAAUAGCUCAAGGAGAAGGAUUUAUGGUCAUGCGUGAUGAAGUUUAAAUAAAUUACUGAAUUAGUGAGG